CCCCCACUUCCGACGGGGGAGUACGAGGUGUUUCUGAGCUUCAGAGGUGGAGACACGCGUCAUCAGAUCGCCGAGUUUCUUUCCCUUUUCCUAAAAAAUCGUGGCAUUCGUGCAUUCAUAGAUGAUAACCAUCAGUACCACGGGGACGAGAUAGGCCCUAGCCUCGCUAAGUCCAUUGAACAGUCCAAGAUCUACAUCCCGAUACUUUCUGAGAACUAUGCGAAUAGCAAAUGGUGCCUUAAAGAGCUUGCCAAAAUGGUCGAGUGUCAGGAGCGAGACCAAAGGCACGUCAUAUAUGAUAUCCCAUUUUCUACAUGGUGGAACCUACGGAUGUGA
Messenger RNA from Linum tenue, 336 nucleotides. The record is from the annotation of a GenBank genome assembly. NCBI's taxonomy places the organism in Eukaryota, Viridiplantae, Streptophyta, Magnoliopsida, Malpighiales, Linaceae.